AGUUUAUUUAUGCGCUUGCGGCAGACAUGCCGGUCCUUGGGAACGCAAGAUUCUGCUUUGUGCAUCUCGGAGUGAAUGAGUUCGUUUCAUGUCAAACUUGUCGGAAAUACGUGAGAGCUAUACUAAAUAGCUUGUGAGAUACGGAAGCGGACACUGGUAUUCUUCUUCCAACCAUCAGUUUGUCGUGGCUUUACAAUCAACUUUUGCUGUCCUUGUUGGAGCAAACCCCUGACUGAAAAGGACGAUCUUUGCACACGUCGAGGUCAGAAUAUGUCCACCAAUUCAGUCGUCGUCAUUGGACUCGGUGCAAUGGGUGGCGCCAUCGCUGUCCGUCUAAAGGAGCAAGGCGUGGACGUAACAGGCUACGAUAUCAAUCCCGAGGCUCGAGAGCGCUUCCGGGCAGCUUCGGGGAAGGUUGCAGCGGAUGUCGAGGUCGUCCGCACCGCCGAUACGGUCAUUACGAGCUUGCCAAACGACGACAAUCUGUGCGCCUCGCUGAAGGAGGGCGGCGUGAUAGAGCGACUGCAGCCGCAUCAGACCUUCAUCGAGAUGAGCACAACACUUCCGCAGACAAUGGUAGACGUAGCCGAGUCUCUGCGAAGCAAGGUCCGGGGAGUAGUCGACGCGCCCGUCAGCGGCGGGCCAAACGAAGCCAAAGCCGGCAAGCUGAGCAUCCUCGUUGGCGUCGAGGGGAAGGAUGGAGACGGCGAAGGAGAUCUUGCGCCCGCGACCAGAGAACUCCUGUCCAACCUGGGCACUGUCCACAUCAUCGGCCGGCCGGGCAAUGGCAAAGCGUUGAAGCUCGUCAACAAUGCCAUAUCGCUAAGCAAUACGGCACUCGCCAUGGAGACUUUCCAGCUCGGCACGGCACUGGGCUUGGAUCGCGAAACGAUGUUCAAAGUCAUCAGCACAUCAGGAGGAUCAUCGACCAUGUUCAAAAAGCGCAUUCCAUAUGUGCUGGACAACGACUACUCCGCCCGAUUUUCUGUCUCUCUCGCAGAAAAGGACACGCGAUUGGCAUUGCAGACGGCUGGGAAACUGCACUUCCCAACCCCUCUGCUGGCAAAUGUGCAUCAGCGGUAUGAGGCUGCCAUGGCACAAGGCUUGGGGAAUGAAGAUAUUGUAGCACUCAUCAAGCUUUAUGUGCGAGAGUGACAUUGAAACGGUAACUACCCCUAAGACGCAUCGACACCCGUGAACGUACGCAGUUCCGCAAUGGUGAGGUGGAAAGUGGCGUGACAUGCCGAACGAGGUGCCCUUUGAUGAAAGGGCAUGCUUGCUGG
Neohortaea acidophila is the source of this 1283-nucleotide messenger RNA. RefSeq names its product 3-hydroxyisobutyrate dehydrogenase. The coding region runs from base 271 to 1155 and encodes 294 amino acids. Gene Ontology annotation, molecular function: NADP binding; oxidoreductase activity; NAD binding. The transcript has 2 exons. NCBI's taxonomy places the organism in Eukaryota, Fungi, Ascomycota, Dothideomycetes, Mycosphaerellales, Teratosphaeriaceae. The record is from RefSeq and is a predicted model, not a curated record.